Molecule: messenger RNA, 1125 nt
Organism: Phalacrocorax carbo (great cormorant)
Lineage: Eukaryota; Metazoa; Chordata; Aves; Suliformes; Phalacrocoracidae
Source: RefSeq, a predicted model, not a curated record
AGGUCCAAGUCUCCCUGCAGUGCUUCAUCUUACUGUAGAAGUUCGUAUACCUACACCAAGUCAAGAUCCAGUUCUUCCCCCACUCACUCCUACUCUCGAUCAUUCAGUCGUUCCCAGUCUCGUUCCUCCCCGCGAUCGCCGCCGUAUCCAAGAAGAGGCAAAGGGAAGAGUCGUAACUAUCGCUCCAGGCCAAGGUCACGCGGCUCUCACCAUUCAAGGCUAAGGUCACCCCCGCACAGAAGAUACCAUUCACGGUCAAGGUCUCCGGUGUUUAGGGGCCAGUCUCCAACUAAACGGACUCUACCUCAAGGGGAAGGAGAAAGGGAGUGUUUUAACAGGUCCAGAGAGGUUCCACCAUAUGAUAGGAAAGCUUACGAGGGCAGAUCCCGUGACUGGAGGGAUCCAUUUGAAAAGGAAAGAUACAGAGAACGGCGAGGGAACUCUAGGCACCGGAGUGAGAAGUUUUACAAGGGCUAUGCUGUUGGCUGUCAACCUCCACCUCCACAAAACAGAGAGGACUUUUCUCCAGGUAGGUUUGGUCCACCUGGCACCAGACGAGAGAAUUUGCCAUGUGCUCAGGGACGUAGGCAGGAUUAUCCUGCUGGGCAGAGGCACAGAAACCAUCAUACAGCUGGAAAUUGCCCUGAAAAACCAUGUGGAAGGGAGAGCCGUGGCAUCAAAGAUCCUGAAACAUCAAAAAAGAAAGAGGUGGAAAAACCACUGGGAGACAAGAAAGGCAAUAAAGAUAAAAAGCACCGGAAUGAAGGAUUUCCAAAUGCUGAGUUGUUGGAAGGUGCGAGAAAACCAAGAGAGGCAGCUGCAGCAGAAGGUGUUACAGCGGAGUCUGUCUUCAGGCUCCCAAGCAGAGACGAUGCCACCCCUGUGAGAAAUGAGCCUAUGGAAACAGAGUCUAGUGCUUUCAGACUGGGGUCUGAAAAGGAGGAAGAAGAGAAGGAUAAGCCAAAAGCAAAGACUGACAAGGCCAAGCGGAAAGUAGAAGUGGCUCUUCCUCCUAAGACGGACAAUACAGUAAAACCAGCUGAAGGUUCCAACGAGAAGGUGGACACGGGUCGUGACAAAUCUCCUCGACUGGAACCUCCUGCGAAAAAGGCAAAGGAGGACUAG